Microcebus murinus (gray mouse lemur) is the source of this 1977-nucleotide messenger RNA. It is a transcript of the gene TINF2, whose product is annotated as TERF1 interacting nuclear factor 2. Gene Ontology annotation, biological process: regulation of telomere maintenance via telomere lengthening; telomere capping. The record is from RefSeq and is a predicted model, not a curated record. Gene Ontology annotation, molecular function: telomeric repeat DNA binding. Gene Ontology annotation, cellular component: shelterin complex. Lineage: Eukaryota; Metazoa; Chordata; Mammalia; Primates; Cheirogaleidae.
AUAAUUAAGGGGUGAAGACAACAGGAAGGGGCGAUGGCAUGAUCGCCCCUUUACAAACUAGGAAGUCGAGGCUUCGAGGAGCGACGAGACUUUUCCGUAGGGUCCGCGAUCGGCCGGCAGGACCCAGACAAGGGGCCAUAGCUCCCCCACAAGCCAACCCCAGCGCCGCAAAGCGAGGGCUCAGGCCCGCGCAGGCCAGCCUCCGCCUGGGCGUGGCUUUAUGGCGCGACGUCACAUUUUCCUGUCUGGCCGCCCAUUGGUUCUCUCUUACCGCCCUUUUCCGGGGCAAGUGAAACCAGGCACAGAGCCGGAAGUGAUUCAAGACAGCCGCGGCCUUCGCAGCUGAGCGCCGGGGUGCCAUUGAAGACGGCCAGUUUCUCCAUCCAGGCUCCAGCCCGAGCCAGAAGAUCCCCCAGAAUUCUGAUGGCCUAUGGAAGGGAACCGAGUCGGAUCAUGAAGUAUCCCGCGCAGAUGUAACGAUCAGAGCCUUCUGAAGGCCGCCGGAACCCCGCCCCUAGGAGGAGUCUGGGAGCCUUGUCUAGGUCAAGCACCCGAAGGGACCUCCCCGGGGUGGAGCCCCCUGGCCAUGGCCGCCCCCCCGGGGGCUGGUCCUGCAGCUCUACGCUUCGCAGCCGCAGCCACCUGGCAAGUCGUGCGCAGACGCUGCGUGGAGCAUUUUCCGCGAGUAUUGGAGUUUCUGAAAUCCUUGCGCGCCGCUGCCCCUGGCUUGGUUCGCUACCGGCACCAUGAACGCCUGUGCAUGGGCCUAAAGGCCAAGGUGGUGGUGGAGAUGAUCCUGCAGGGCCAGCCUUGGGCCCAGGUCUUGAAUGCUCUGAAUCACCACUUCCCAGAAUCUGGAUCUGUGGUACGGGACCCCAAAGCUACAAAGCAAGAUCUGAGGAAGAUUUUGGAGGCACAGGAAACUUUCUGUCAGCAGGUGAAAGAGUUGUCAGAGGCUCCUGUGGAUUUGGCCUCAAAGCUACAGGAACUUGAACAAGAAUAUGGAGAACCUUUUCUGGCUGCCAUGGAAAAGUUGUUUUUUGAAUAUUUGUGUCAGCUGGAAAAAGCACUGCCUACACCACAGACAGAGCAGCUUCAGGAUGUGCUGACUUGGAUGCAGCCUGGAGUUUCUAUCACCUCUUCUCUUGCCGCCAGCCAGUAUGGUGUGGACAUGGGGUGGCCACUUCCAGAGUGUUCUGUUACUGAUUCAGUGAACCUCACAGAGCCCAUGGAACAGGCUCCUCCUCAGCAACCAAGACUAGCACUCCACAGUCCUCUGCCAAAAGCCAAGCCUGGCCCAUACCUUCCUCAGGGACCAGCUUCAAAGAAGCACCCAGAACCUUUAGCUGGCCACCACUUCAACCUGGCCCCUCUAGGCCAGCGAAGAGUCCAGUCUCAGUGGGCACCUGCGAGGGGAGGCCAUAAGGAGCGCCCCACAGUCAUGCUGUACCCCUUCAGGAAUCACGGCUCAUCAACCCAGGUCAUAUCUAAUCCUGAAAACAGAGAACAUGGGAUGCACACAGCCGAUCCAGCAGAUACUGUGUGCACAAGAGCAGCCUCCGCUGGGAAGUCUAAGAAUCCAUGCCAGACUCUGGGGGGAAAGGUUCUGAAGGAGAACCCAGUUGACUUGUCUGCCUCAGAGCAGGAGAUUUCCCUGGAUUGCUCCAUGGACCCCCUGAGACUAUUAUUAUCACCUCCUAGGGCCAGGAAGCCAGUGAAUUCUCCAUCUCUGUGUGGCUCCGUCAUUACCAUAGGGGACUUGGUUUUAGACUCUGAUGAGGAAGAAAAUGGCCAGAGGAACGGAAAGGAUCCUCCUUCCAUGCCCUAACUCCUUACCAAAAGCCUUGGCCACAUCCCCAGGACAGCUGCAGCCUCCAUCCUGCAAAGUAAGGAGCACUUCAAAAAGACAGCAUGGAUUUUCCAAGCCCUCUCAGUGAUGUCCCAAUGGCCCACCUCAAAGCUGACAAGAACCUAGGA